AUGCAUCCAUUUCAUAAGCCUCAGAUAAUUAUUGACCACCAUGGAGAUGGUAGAAUUGCACGUUUACGACAUGCUAUUACAGAAGCUUGUUUGUCUGCUUUAGAAGUUAGUGGACCUAUUCUUCAUUCACAUAUUAUUGGAGUAGACGUUCAUAUUCAUCGUAUUGUAUGUGGUCGUCCACAACAAAUUUCAAAUGGUUUGCAGUGCAUUGAAAAUGUUGGUGAUUUAAGUAUAGACAGACUGUCCAACACUCAACUUUCAUCACCAUCUCUUUUAGCUUUAUUAAAGACAACCUGUAUUGCUAGUCUAAGAGAUGCUGUUUCUAAAAUACCUAGUUGGCGUCUUAUGGAACCGAUGAUGGACAUUGAACUCCAACUUCCUGCUGAAAGAGGUUGUGAGUCUGAGUUAUCGGCUUUUCUUGGUGAUUUAACAAACAGGCGAGCGGAAAUAAAAUCUGUGGAUAAUGCAGACUUGAACGAGGAUGACAAAGCACAAAGAGUUAUGAGAUAUCAUUGUAUACAUGCUGUUGCUCCCUUAUCUGAACUGGCUAACUAUUCCAAAACUGUGAGGUGUCUUUCAUCUGGACGAGCUGAGCUAAAUCUUCGACUAACAAAUUAUCAUCCAGUUAGCAGAGAACAUCAAGAAAAGUUAUUAAAUCAAUACAAAUGGUCUGGUACCACCAUUUUAUCCUGA
Molecule: messenger RNA, 693 nt
Organism: Heterobilharzia americana
Lineage: Eukaryota; Metazoa; Platyhelminthes; Trematoda; Strigeidida; Schistosomatidae
Source: the annotation of a GenBank genome assembly